Daucus carota subsp. sativus is the source of this 2728-nucleotide messenger RNA. Its product is annotated as protein ANTAGONIST OF LIKE HETEROCHROMATIN PROTEIN 1-like. Lineage: Eukaryota; Viridiplantae; Streptophyta; Magnoliopsida; Apiales; Apiaceae. The record is from RefSeq and is a predicted model, not a curated record. Bases 1974 to 2582 code for a protein of 202 amino acids. The transcript has 3 exons.
GCUACCUGUUGUUUUUGCAAAGUAAUUUUAUGUAUGCUUGUUCAUCUGUGUUUGAUGAAAUUAUAAUUCGGGACUGGUUGGUUUGUAUUUUGAUUUACUAAAAAUGAGUGUAGAUAGGGAAUGAUUAAAUCCCCAAUCUAUAGUGUCAGAAUCUUAUUUGACCCAUAAUUUAAUUUUCGCUUCGUACAAAUGAAGAUAUAAACAUUCAACUUUUAAAUCCGGGAGUCAUGUAAUCUAUUUAAACAGUGCUAUUGGGAUUACAGUUAUGAGAUUUGCAAAGAGUUGAGGAACUUGAUGCGAUUCCUAUGUGGCUUUUGUGGAUAUUUUAGUUUCUUUGUUUGUGCUCCGUAAUACGGGAAAUAAACUAGUUAUUGGGCAUACAUAGAAGAAAAUGUGAGGUAAAUCCAAAAUAUACCGAGUAGUAAUCAUCACUGGUGAUUUACAAAUCAUAUAAUCAGAAGAUGAUUAUACUCACUAUAGUUUGAAUUAAACUCAUUUUCUUUCUCUAUGUAUGCCGCAAUGCCAAUAUCUGAACCCACCCCCACCCCCACCCCCACCCCCACCAUUAAAGAGUAUAAUCAAAGAAACUAAGAUAUUCACAAGAACUACAUAGGAAUCACAUCAACUUUCUUAAAUCCUUGCAAAUCUUAGGACUCUAAUCCCAUCAGCACAAUUUAAAUACAUUACAUGACUCCCAUAAUUAAAAUUUAAAUGUUCAUAUCUUCAUUGUACUAAACGACAAUUAAAUUUUAGGCCAAAUAAGACUCCGAACCACAGAUUGAGGAUUUAUUCAUUUUCUAUUUAAAGUAAUUUUCGAUAAAUCAAAAGACAAAUCAACUAGUCACAAAUUAAAAUUUCAUUAAACACAGAUGAACAAGCGAAGAUAAAAUGACUUCGAAAAAGAAAAGGUAAUACAUACUAAACCAUAACGAAAUCGACAAGAACAAUUUAUCACCACUUAAUGAGAACAACUUAGUAUACAUGAAAAUUGGAAGAUUUACAUACCAACAAUCCUCUUCACGAAUUCGGCAAACCAAAUAACAUAAUUCAGAGGGAAUUUGCCACAAUCGGUUUCACUUCUUUCCACUCUCUUAAAGUAAAGUUAUUAAAAACUUAAAAUCAAAAGGAUAUAAAAAGAAAGUGGUUUGAAGAAUAGAGAUUAAUUUUCCUUACCACCGUAUAAUAACUCUAAAGUUUGCGACUUUAAAGUUUGUUGGAACACAAAAGUAUAUAAAGAGUGAGAUGGAUGGAUUUGGGGUAACAUCAACGUGUUGACGGAGGUUAAAGAAAAUAGAAUAGUAAAAGUAGGAGUAUGUUUGUGAAUACUGGGGGUGGGCUUCAUAUAUACAAAUUUAUCCUUAGGAAAUUGUAAUUGAGUAUAAAAUAAAUGUUAUUUUAAAGUUGUAGCUCAUAUAUAAAGCAUGGGCUAAUCAAUUUUACACACAUUUAAGAACUUUGAGUAUCACUAUUUGAUAUGUAUUUGCAUUCACAAAAAGAUGAGUUAGUGGAUGAUGACUAAGCAGUUAUAAGUACAUGUUCAGGUAAAUGCUUAGUCAUCAUCCACUAACUCAUUUUUUUGUGAAUGCAAAUGCAUAUCAAAUAGUCAUACUCAAAUUUCUUAAAUGUGCGUAAAAUUGAUUACCUCAUGUUUUAUGGGAUGGAGUGAGUAUAUUUUAAUUACUUUAUUUUACUUCAUAUAUGAGCUACAACUUUGAAAUAAAAUUUAUUUUAUGCCCAAUUACAAUUUCCUUAGGAUAAAUUUGUAUAUAUGAAGCCGACCCCCAGUAUUCACAAACAUACUCCUUAUACUAUUCUAUUUCUUUUAACCUCCAUCAACACGUUGACGUCAUCCCAGACCCAUCCAUCUCACUCUUUAUAUACUUUUGUGUUCCAACAAACUUUAAAGUCGCAAACUUUAGAGUUAUUGUACGGUGGCAAGGAAAAUCAAUCUCCAUUCCUCAAACCACAAAAGAAUGGAAAGAAGUGAAGCUAAUUGUGGCAAAUUCCCUUUAAAUUACGUUAUAUGGUUUGCCGAAUUCGUGAAGAGGAUUGCUGGACAUUUUCCUCUCGUGGAAGACUCAACCAGAGUCGAAGUAUACUGCGGGAUCUCAAUGAGAACCUUCAGAUACUUAUGCUCUCUUGUGAUGGAGCCUAUGUCAAAUUCACAAAUAUUUAAAUUUAACGAUAACAGGGAAUUAACUGUGGUUGAUAAAGUAGCCAUAGCUAUGAGAAGCCUAAAAUUGGGCAAGUUGCUGAAUUCAAUUGGUGGUGAAAUUGGGACGCACUCAUUUACCGCUGCUAAGGUCACAUGGUCCUUUGUGGAGGUCUUGGCAGAAAAUGGCCAUCGCCACCUCCGUGGGCCUGCUUCUGCCCCUGAAGAGGGAAUGAGUGCUGAGACAUUUAAUAGGCUAAAGAAAGAAUGGAAGGUUCUUACAACUGUAAUGAAACCUGAAACGCUUCGAUGUAUGACCAAGGCCUGCUGCAUCUUGCAUAACAUUGUCAUCAACAUGAAUGAUGAGAGGCAACGUGAGCUAUCUCUGUCGGAAGGUCAUCAUCCAGGCUUUUUGCAUCACAGAUUUUAAAGAUUAGUUUUGUAAUUGUUAGAAAGCUUUGAAAUGACUCUUCCAAAUAUUUCUUUGGUUUCCUCUUUUUUUACGUGGUUGUGUAAUUAUUUGUUUUUGUGGUCACUAAUAUUUAGUUGAUGAGUUUGUUUAGUAUCUUUAUUAUA